This is a messenger RNA of Ziziphus jujuba (common jujube), 1550 nucleotides long. RefSeq lists its product as uncharacterized. Bases 484 to 1395 code for a protein of 303 amino acids. The transcript has a single exon. The record is from RefSeq and is a predicted model, not a curated record. NCBI's taxonomy places the organism in Eukaryota, Viridiplantae, Streptophyta, Magnoliopsida, Rosales, Rhamnaceae.
AUAUAAAAUUGACACAAAUAAAGAAUUAAAGCAGAUGGCGCAAGCUUCCUAUCUUGAUUGCGAGAGAUGAACCAAAUUUAUAGGUUUGAAAUAAUUAAGCAAAUAAAAAGAAAGAAAGAAAAAUCCUGCACCAUUCAUAGAAACAAGAAAGUUUACAUUCAAAAGCAUAUCAUGGAGGCCUCUAAAUUGUGUAUUUAUCCAUUAUAAUUCCAUGACGUAUUCUGGUCAUUUUCACCGCGACAACCAGAUCCAGUAGUAAUUCCCCAGCCCACGCAACUAGACCCAUCCUCUCUCUCUCUCUCUCUCUCUCUCGGCGACUACUCCUCGUUCUCUUGGCUCUCUCUGCGUAGUUUUUUUUUUUUAACCUUUUUCUUCCUCUUUUUCUAUGUAGUCUAGUUGUUCGCAUAACCCACUUACUCUAAAGCAGGCUCUCUAUUUCUUUUAUCUUCUCUCACAGAAAUUCUUACCCAAGAAAACUACAGCAUGAAAGAAGAGCAACACAACCUUCAUCAACAACACCACCAAAAGAAAGCCAUUGCGUUUAGACCCAUUGCAUAUGUCUUCCUCUUAUUGCUCACCUACACCUUGGGCUACUUCUCUUCUUCCUCUUUUUGUUCUUCUCCUCCUCCUCCUUCCUCAAACCCAUCAAUCCAACAGUUCGCUAAUCUUCCCAACCAACUCGACCACUUCCGAGUCACCACCCACUGCGGCGACCCGGUCCCAUCGGAAGUCGUCAGGAAAACCAUCCUCGACCGCGUAUUCAACUCCACGUCGCCAUACGACAGCUUCCCCCCUGCUUAUGUUAGAAACCUCCUCCUUCCCAAGCGAAUCAAAGGGUGGGGCUCCAACGGCGCAGUCUUCCUGCACCUCAUCCAGAAAGUCAGGCCCAAGACCAUCAUCGAGGUGGGCACGUUUCUGGGGGCGUCGGCCAUUCACAUGGCCAAGUUGACCCGCCAACUUGGACUCGAGACACAGAUCAUCUGCGUCGACGACUUCCGAGGCUGGCCCGGGUUUCGCGACAUCUUCAAGGACAUCGUUAUGGUAAACGGCGACGUGUUGUUGCUGCAGCAGUUCAUGCAGAACGUAGUUUAUCACAAUGCAACGGAGUCGAUUUUACCCGUGCCGUUUACAAGCUCGGCGGUGCUUGAGAAGCUGUGCGACUGGGGCAUAUUGGGGGAUUUGAUCGAAGUGGAUGCGGGUCAUGAUUUUAACUCGGCCUGGGCCGAUAUUAACCGGGCCUACCGUCUUCUGAGGCCUGGUGGGGUGCUUUUCGGCCAUGAUUACUUCACUGCAGCCGAUAAUAGAGGAGUAAGAAGAGCAGUGACUCUAUUUGGUCGCAUUCAUGGUCUCAAAAUUAAACUUGAUGGCCAACAUUGGGUCAUAGACUCCUCAUAAUGUAAAUUCCUUUUUUUUUUCCAAAUUUAUAGAUGAAGUUUUCAAAUGUGCAUUGUUACAAUACAAAUAAUUAAUAUGUAUUUUUCUUCUUCUAUAUAUUGGGCAAGCAUUACUAAAUAGAAUUUGAUAAUUUGAUAAAAUUAAGUUUGAUGUGA